Molecule: messenger RNA, 2226 nt
Organism: Ylistrum balloti
Lineage: Eukaryota; Metazoa; Mollusca; Bivalvia; Pectinida; Pectinidae
Product: solute carrier organic anion transporter family member 4A1-like
Exons: 12
Coding region: 1-2226 (741 amino acids)
Biological process (GO): sodium-independent organic anion transport; transmembrane transport
Cellular component (GO): membrane
Molecular function (GO): protein binding
Source: RefSeq, a predicted model, not a curated record
AUGUGUGCUGUAGGUGUGGCGAACGGGGGAGGGGAUCACAUGGACCCUCCCGAGGACAACAGGACUAGUACUGAAAACGGUCCCUGUAAGUGGUGGUUCAUUUCUCCACGUCUCUGUCAACGUUUCCGUACACCACGAUGGUUGCUGUUCGUCCUGUGCUGCGCGAGUUUCAUUCAGAUGAUGGCCGUCAGUGGAUUUGUAAAUGUGGUAAUAUCUUCCAUUGAAAGACGUUAUGAUCUGACUAGUGCUGAGUCAGGACUAGUGGCUAGUGCGUAUGAUAUUUCCUCUGCCAUUCUCAUCCUUCCAGUCAGCUAUUUUGGAGGUCUCGGAUCAAAACCACGUUACAUUGGCCUUGGAUUUUUACUCUUUGGACUUUCCUGUAUCCUGUUUGCUUUUCCUCACUUUCUGUCUGGGUUGUACAACUCGGGAAUAGAUUACGGUGGGUUAUGUAUGCUGGGAAGUUCUGCCACAUCGUCAUGUGUUGGGGACCACAUUACGACAUUGUCGAACUACAAGUACAUGUUCUAUGCCUCUAUGAUCCUCAUGGGAGCUGGGACCACUCCACUGUACACCUUGGCGACGGCCUUCAUUGAGGAGAGUGUGCCAGUGCGAUCUUCCUCAUUCUACCUUGGUAUCUAUUAUGGAGCCAGUAUCCUCGGUCCAGCCCUUGGGUUCCUAUUGGGCGGUUUGCUGUUGGAUGUUUACGUGGAUUUUAAUGUUGUAGAUUUGGACAGUGUGACGAUUGACUCCACAAGUUCCCGAUUUGUAGGGGCGUGGUGGGUUGGUUUUGUAGUGUGUGGAGUGCUGGCUGUCAUCAUCACCAUCCCCAUAGCAGGCUUUCCACCUGUACUACCAAAUUCAGCACAGUACAUGGCAGAACGACGUAAGGAAGUGUACAAAAACAAGGAAAAACCACAAGAUGAUGUGCCACGUAAAAUCAGUCUCAUCAAUGUUUGGAAAUCACUUAAGCUCUUGAUUACUAAUCCCACCUACGUGUUCCUGAGCUUAGGUACAGCAGUAGAUGGAUUACUGUUGGUGGGUAUUUCAACCUUCAUCCCUAAGUUUAUAGAGAUACAGUUUGGCCUGCCGUCCUCCACUGCUGCCCUCUAUGUUGGUUUUAUUGCUGUCCCCGGGGGAGCGGGCGGUACCCUACUGGGAGGAUACAUCAUCAAGAGAUUUGACAUGGAUGUCAAAAGAAUACUACAGGUGACCAUGGCUGCUGUCGCAGGAAGUUUUUUCUUUGGCCUCGUCCUCAUAAUCAGCUGUCCUAGCAUUCCUUUGGCUGGAGUCAAUAUUCUCUAUGGAAGUACUGAUGUAAAAAGUACAUCAUUCCUUGGAAGUUUUGUGGGGGACAGUUGUCAUAAUAACUGUGGAUGUAGCCAGGAAGAGUUCAGCCCUAUCUGUGGUCGUGACGGACUGACUUAUUACUCACCAUGCUAUGCUGGCUGUCAGACUAUGGUCAAGGAUGGAGAGGAUUUGCAAUAUUACAACUGUACAUGUGUAGGAAAUGGAACGACUGAUUACCAGGCAGUGCUCAACAAAUGUAAACCAGAAUGUCCUUACCUUCCUGUGUUUAUGGUUAUAUUACUAGGCAUUGUGUUGCUGACAUUUUUCAGCUCUAUGCCGUUUCUCACUGCCAGUCUAAGGUGUGUUCCCCCUGACGAGCGGUCCUUUGCUCUGGGAAUUCAACUUUGUGUCACAAAGUGUCUUGGUUUCAUUCCUGGUCCUAUUCUGUUUGGAUGGCUGAUAGAUCUGUCCUGUUUAAUCUGGAACACAAAAUGUGGCGAGAAAGGUUCCUGUUUUUUCUAUGAUAACAAGAAAAUGAGUAACAAUCUAUUAGCCAUUGUCCUUGUGGCCAAAGCAGUGACAACAAUACUGACCGUCAUCGCCUACCUGUGUUAUAAUAAAGGACGUGUAAGUGAAACAGAUAAUGAACAGGAAACGAACGGUAGACCUGUAAGUCAGUUCUCCUCACAAGAGACGGGAAUGUCGGAAAUUUCUAAAGAUUCUUUGCCAAUAGAUUUUAAAGAUUCUACGAAAGUAGGGACAAUCAACAAUGGAUAUACUUCAGAACCCGUGGAAACAAGACCUGAUGAUGUCAAUAUAACAAAAAUACAAUUGGACACUUCAGAUCCAGUUUUUGUAGAUACAACAAAUUCCAAACCUGCUUCAACAAUAGAUCCAGUUAGUGAAUCACAUACAGAGUCCUACACUACAGAAUUGUAG